UUCAUAUCAUAGUCAGAGAGCAUAUUUAUUAGGUUUUAGAAUGGGACGGUGCAGCGUGUGUAUGGCAUUAGAACUACUGUUUGUCUGCUAGGGACUCCCCAUUAUUUAUCAGUCUUCUAGCGGUACAUUACUUGCGAUUCUCCUUUGUCAAUCUCCUGCCAAUAGACUACUUGGGGUUUAUCUUUUAUCAAUCUCCUGCCAAUAGACUACUUGGGAUUCUCCCUUCUCAAUCUCCUGGCAACAGACUACUUGGGGUUUAUCUUUUAUCAAUCUCCUGGCAAUAGGUUACUUGGGGCUCUCCCUUAUCAGUGUUGAUACUAUAGACCACUUGAUGCUCCCCAGUGUCUCCUUGCUAAAAUACUUAUAAGUGUCUCCUUGUUACAAUAAACUGUGGGCUCUCCCUUAUCAGGGUUUCCUUGCUAUAGACUACUUGGGGCUCCCCAAAUCAAUCUUUUGCUGUGUGGAUUUCCUACAAGAUUAGCUACUUAUCCGUACACACUGGAUAUGUGCCAUUUCCAAUGGGCGUUUGUUUCAGCCUGCUGAAGGCCCUGAUUACCUGGUGCAGACUAGCACGGACCUUCACUGGCUUCUCAUUAGUAGUAAGACAGUGUACACAACCUAACCUCAAGGAAGAGGGGCACUCCUCUAAUGAGAUAUGGACUCCCGGCUCAGGACCCCUAUCUCCCAGCGCCCCCACACCUGGAUGGACCUGAGUGAGGACAGCUGGUCCGGCGGCACACGGCUGAGUCCUGAGAAUUCCUUCUUCCCCUGUCCGAUCAAACAGAGCCCGGGCACCUCUCCGCCACCUUCCCCCUGCUCCCACGUUGGUUCCUCCGAGUGCCUGCGGAGUGAGCCAGACAGAAGUCAGCAGAACAUUUCCACAGAGGGGAGGCCAUCUGCCUCCUAUCACCCGCUUGGCCUCUCCCACCCGGAGGAUCUCAUCUUGUUUAGGGACUUGGAUCACAUUAACAAGCUUGUUGUACCCAACCGGGAGCCUCGCUACAGCAGCACCCUGCCUGAGCCGCCUUCUGGGGACAUGUACCAGACACUUACUAUAACGGCGGCGCAAGGGCCUCUCGGCUAUGACCCCUCUCCGGGCACUUUCAUGCACUCCGCUGCCAGCUCACCAGUCUAUGUGCCCACUAGCAGGGUAGGCUCCAUGCUCACAAGCAUCUCCUACUUGCAGGGCACCGGGGCAUCCCAAGGCACCCAUUCAGUGAACAGUCACUGGUCACAGGCAACUUCCGAGAGCUCGUCAUACAGCAGCAGUAGCCCGCACCCCUCCAGCCGGUACCACUACUCCCCCAGCCCGCCUAUGGCCAAUGGAUCUACCCGGGAUACAGGCUACAGCAGCAGUCUCGCUGUCAGUGGCAGAGACCAGUACGCCCCACUGGCCAGACCACUUAAUGGAUCCUAUGGAAGCCCUUAUACACCUUACAUGACCCCCCAGCUAACAUCUGCCUGGCCUGCUGGACCCUUUGACAACACUAUGCUUCACAGCCUGCAAAGCAGAGGAGCACCAAUCAGUGUCAGAGGGGCCCCUGGAGAUGUGUUGGACGAGCUUCCAGAAAGCCGAGAGUGUGUUAACUGCGGCUCAGUGCAGACCCCCCUGUGGAGACGAGAUGGCACCGGUCACUAUCUGUGCAACGCCUGCGGACUGUACAGCAAGAUGAAUGGACUGAGCCGGCCGCUCAUCAAACCUCAGAAGCGAGUGCCUUCAUCAAGGCGAAUUGGACUGGCAUGUGCAAACUGUCACACCACAACAACGACAUUAUGGCGCAGAAAUACAGAAGGAGAGCCAGUAUGCAAUGCCUGUGGCCUGUACAUGAAACUCCAUGGGGUGCCGCGGCCACUUGCUAUGAAGAAGGAAGGUAUUCAAACCAGAAAGAGAAAGCCAAAGAACCUAAACAAAUCCAAAUCUUCAUCUAGUAAUGGUAACAGCAGCCACCACAUUACCAUGACUCCAACUUCAACAACAUCCUCCACAAAUUCUGAUGACUGCAUAAAGAAUGGUUCACCCAGUCAAAACACAGCACCUGUAGUGACUUCAUCGCUGAUGUCUGCUCAACAAACUGGGAGUGCCAGUCCAGACAGCAACAUACUAAAGUACACAGGUCAAGAUGGGCUAUACUCUGCAGUCAGUCUGAGCUCAGCCUCUGAAGUCGCAGCCUCUGUCAGACAGGAUUCAUGGUGUGCUUUGGCCUUGGCUUGACAGCCCUUUAUAUAAUAAAGCUGCAUUGGCACGAGCCUAGCCUUUCUGACUUUUGCACAGCUUAGUUUGUGCUUUUUGUUCCUCCAAAUCAAACCUAGGCUGGACAGUUCUGGACUUUCCCUUUUGAAUAGUUUGGUUUCUAGACAAGGUUGUGUCUACAACAUUUAACUUGAGGUCCUCACCUAUGCAAGACGAAUGAAAGUGAGAGAACACAUCUUCCAUAAUACAAACCGAAAGGGGACACCAUCCAACAGACUUUGCCUAAAUAGCUUUAAUUACAUUCAGGAUAUGCCUUAUUCUCCAGCAAGAAUUGUAGUAUGCUGUCCUUUGGAAGGAAAUGUGACCCUCAUACUGUUACUUCCCAGAUGACAUGCUGUCUCUCAACUGCCUAUACAUAUACAUAGAGCGACAAUCUCAGUUCUAACUGUACUCUGCUCUGAAAGCAUCUCAUCCCUCCUCGUGUGGCUAGGAACGCAAGUUCAACCUUUUAUAUAAUGUGUUGCAUUUAAUGCAAUUCUUCAGAUUGGGAGCAAUUUCCCUGUUGGCUUCAGUUACUACAUACUGUUUAUGUGUGCCUUGGCAGAGAGGCCAAAAAGCAGAUCCUUGGUAUAUAUAUAUAUAUAUAUAAUACAAGUCCACAGUUUUCAUCAACAGGGGCUGGCUGGUAGAUCUCUAACAGAAGGGGAACGCAUCGAGACGACACACUCCAACCCAGUGAAUUCGCAUAAUACAUGUCAAUGAAAACCAAACACGUGUUUCCAAAUGAGUGCUCUCCAAUAUCAGUGUGAAUUUUAAAUAUUUAUUUUUUUAACUAGAAAACUAUUCCACCCAGAUCUUGCACUAACUAGUGGCUCUAUUCAAAGCUGGGUGCCAUUUGUGUUUUAAAUCAAGUUCUACUACGUGCUGUCACUGAUUCUGAGAAAACACACUUUACAUUUAUAUACACCACAUAUUAUAUUGCCUCUCUUUGUAUCGUAAUCCUAUAUACACCUGUAGAUUAUCACUGUCUGUAACAUAGGCCAGCCUUUGGGACCAAGUUUACGUACUACGAGCCCGAUUAUUUGAAGACUAUUAUUUCCAAUGUUGUGGGUAAAUAAAGAUUACAAAUCAUGUACCACACUAUAUUAAAAUUUUAUCCAGCUGGCCCAAUUUUUUUUUCAAUACAAUGGCAUUUUAGGCAGUGUUUGACAAUCAAAGACAGAAGAAAAAUAUUUGCUUGCAAUUAUGCCUCAUAGGCCCAUGGAACACUUGUCCAAAACCAGCCAGUCCCUGUGAAUCACCUGGGAACUUGCAGAAGUUUGGAAUCAUGAACAGAAGUCCAAUCAUGCGGCACACUCUGCAGAACAUUGUCUGCUUUGCCCAACUCACAGAAAUACCAGCAUACAGGCAAAGGUUAUUGGUUAUUGGAGUUGAUACAAUUGACUGUUAUGUUCAGUCUCACUUUGCAUACAGGGUAGUGAACGAUACUUUUUCUUCCACAUAAAACAAUAUUUUUGUAACGAGAAAAAGUGCAAUUUUCAUUGCGGCAAUCAGUGUUAAAUCAUUUACAUACGAUUUAACAACUUUUUGUAAUGAAUGUAUACAUUUUAACUUAAUGGUACUUUUGUUAAUUUAAUAAUAAUGUUAAGAUGGCAUUCUUAGAAAUUACCACUUUGUGACAGGCAUGUGAUUGCAUCCCCACCCACCCCUCCAUGAACAAAUAUUCUCAGGAAAGUGGUUUAAUAAAUAAAUCAAGAGACCCACUACCUAUCAUGCCGUUAGCUUUAAAAAGAACACCUUUGAGAAGUUUUCAAUUCUGUACAGUUAGUAAGUCGAAACCCCACCAUUGUGUGACUGACAUUGCUAAGUUGGUUUUACAUUUUUAUAAUGGGAUGUUGUUUGGAACGUUGCCAUAACAGAGCUUUAUAAAUAAAAAUGUUAUUGUUUUUAC
Xenopus laevis (African clawed frog) is the source of this 4142-nucleotide messenger RNA. RefSeq names its product GATA binding protein 6 L homeolog (gene gata6.L). The coding region runs from base 656 to 2212 and encodes 518 amino acids. The transcript is spliced from 7 exons. Lineage: Eukaryota; Metazoa; Chordata; Amphibia; Anura; Pipidae. Gene Ontology annotation, molecular function: DNA binding; DNA-binding transcription factor activity; RNA polymerase II cis-regulatory region sequence-specific DNA binding. Gene Ontology annotation, biological process: positive regulation of DNA-templated transcription; regulation of DNA-templated transcription; cell fate commitment. Gene Ontology annotation, cellular component: nucleus. The record is from RefSeq and is a predicted model, not a curated record.